AUGGACGCGGAGCGCGCCAAAGUAGCCGAGCUCGAAGCGAAUCAUCGUGCCCUAUCCCUCGAGCUCGCCAAUGCCAAGUCACUUGAGCUUGACAAGCGGAGAGAGUUGGUCAGCGCAGGCGAUGAAAUCGAGAAAUUGCGUAUGAAGCAUGGCAGAGAGAUCAUGGAGCUCGAGAUGGAAGUGAAAAGUAAAACACGGGAGGCAAGAGAGCUCGCAGAUGAGUUGAGGCUAGCGAAGGGUGACUUGGAGAGGGAGAGGGAUAGCGUGUCGAACCUCAAGGCAACACUGUCACAUCAGUCUACCUCACAUAUCACUCUCAAUGCGCAGAUCAAUGCUCUCCAGGCACAGAAGGCCGCCAUACAGAUGCAGCUCGAUGCUAUAAUGACCACCACCUCGGACAAGACGCUCGAGCUUGAAUUCGCACAUCGACGAAUAUUGGACCUCGAGCAAGACGCCAGGGAAAGCGAGAUGGUACGCCGCAAGUUGCACAAUAUGGUUCAGGAGCUCAAGGGCAACAUUCGUGUGUUCUGUCGAGUCCGCCCUGUCCUCACAUCAGACUUGUUACCCUCAUCUUCGUUCACCGGCAGCCCAACUCCUGAUGAUGAAGAGAAGGGACGGGAAGCCGAUAUCUCAUUUCCCGACAAAAGGGACCAUAAGGAGAUUAUCGUGUCCUCUUCAAGCUCCAGCGCCAUGGGCUCGGAGCGCAAAGAAGUCUAUAACUUUGGUUUUGAUCGGGUAUUCGAACCUGAGUCAACUCAGGCUGAAGUUUUCGAGGAGAUUUCACUCCUCGCUCAGAGCUGUGUAGACGGAUAUAAUGUUUGUAUAUUUGCUUAUGGCCAAACAGGCUCUGGCAAGUCUUUUACCAUGGAAGGCGGAUCGACCGAGGCCACGACAGGUAUGAUACCCCGUGCAGUGAACCAGGUGUUCAACGCCGCCGAUGAUCUCAAGUCCAAAGGCUGGGAGUAUAAGAUGGACGGCCAGUUCCUCGAGAUUUAUAACGAAACAAUUAAUGACCUCCUUGGCAAGGGUGAGUUCGACAAGAAGAAGCAUGAAAUCAAGCACGACAAGUCCGGGACUCGUGUCACUGACGUGAACGUGAUGCCUCUUCCGUCUCCAGCGUCUGUCACCUCCCUCCUCCGCGUCGCCAACUCCCGGCGCACCGUGGCAGCUACGCUUAUGAACGAGCGUUCGUCGCGUUCGCACUCUGUCUUCACACUCCGAAUAUCUGGUACGAACACGCACACCGGUGAGAGCUGUGAGGGCAGUCUCAAUCUCGUGGACCUGGCUGGUAGUGAGCGCCUCAACUCGAGUGGGGCUGCGGGGGACAAAGAACGACUGAAAGAGACACAAAACAUCAACAAGAGCUUGAGUGCGCUUGGGGACGUCAUCGCAGCACUGGGCGAGAAAGGAGAAAAAGGAGAAAAGCACAUUCCAUAUAGGAAUUCGAAGCUGACGUACUUGUUGCAAACAUCGCUGAGCGGAAAUUCAAAGACCCUGAUGAUCUUGAACCUCUCGCCGCUGGCGGCACAUCUGAACGAGUCUCUGUGCUCCUUGCGAUUCGCGACGAAGGUCAAUAAUACCAUGAUUGGAACCGCCAAGAAACAAGUCCGAGGGUAA
Suillus clintonianus is the source of this 1617-nucleotide messenger RNA. Its product is annotated as P-loop containing nucleoside triphosphate hydrolase protein. The transcript is spliced from 7 exons. Gene Ontology annotation, molecular function: ATP binding; microtubule binding; microtubule motor activity. The record is from RefSeq and is a predicted model, not a curated record. The coding region runs from base 1 to 1617 and encodes 538 amino acids. NCBI's taxonomy places the organism in Eukaryota, Fungi, Basidiomycota, Agaricomycetes, Boletales, Suillaceae. Gene Ontology annotation, biological process: microtubule-based movement.